Molecule: messenger RNA, 1411 nt
Organism: Formica exsecta
Lineage: Eukaryota; Metazoa; Arthropoda; Insecta; Hymenoptera; Formicidae
Product: persulfide dioxygenase ETHE1, mitochondrial
Exons: 6
Coding region: 166-1110 (314 amino acids)
Biological process (GO): glutathione metabolic process; hydrogen sulfide metabolic process
Molecular function (GO): sulfur dioxygenase activity
Source: RefSeq, a predicted model, not a curated record
AAUGAGGACAGACUAGGUAAUUCAUGCCAAAGUUGGUUGAUAUACGAAUAAAUUUUCUGAUUCAGCAAUUAGUCAAUUAAUAACAAAUCAGUGUGCUUUAAAAGAGGUUAUAUAGCCUUACAGGAAAUAGCUUUAUCUCCUGUACAUAUUGCAUAAUGUUGCUCAAUGGAUACGAUAUGUGUAAAAGUGGCGGAUUAUCAUCGUCAUCAGUCAUUGUUACGUAGAUCGUGUGACGAAUCAGUGCGCGACGAUACCCGUGACGGCACUAAUGUAAGUCAUCUAAAGACGAUUAUGAUCCGUAUCCUCUGUCGAGUAUUAACUUCGCCGAGAAUUAAGACGCGCGCGAAUCACGCCAUGGCCGACGUUCUGAUGGAGCAGGUGCCCUUUUCAAGGGAUUUUCUGUUUCGCCAGUUUUUCGAUCCAAUAUCGAGCACGUACACGUAUUUGUUGGCCGAUAUCAACGAUAAAGAAGCAAUUUUAAUUGAUCCAGUUGUCGAAUGGGUUGAACGUGAUAAAAAAAUCAUCGAGGAACUAGGAUUAACAUUAAAAUACGCCCUCAACACGCACGUGCACGCAGACCAUAUCAGCGGAACAGGUCGACUGAAGUCGCUCUUGUCUGAUUGCAAAUCCAUGAUAUCGCGCAGUAGCGGUGCCGAAGCGGACGUACACCUGGAGCCAUACGAUCACGUCCAAUUCGGCAGACACCAAUUGAAAGUGCUGCCCACCCCCGGUCAUACCGAAGGUUGCGUCACGUACGUUUGCGAUGAGCAGGCAAUCGCGUUUACGGGUGAUGCACUCUUGAUACGAGGAUGUGGCAGAACAGAUUUUCAGGGCGGAUCCGCAGCGAUUCUGUACAAAUCCGUUCACGAGAAGAUAUUGAGUUUGCCGGAAUAUUAUCGACUAUAUCCGGCGCACGAUUACAACGGCAGAACCGUCACUACCGUGGCCGAGGAGAAGGUUUUCAAUCCCAGACUGUCCAAGUCACUCGAGGAGUUCGUCGACAUCAUGAAUCAUCUGAAUCUUCCGUAUCCCAAGAUGAUCGAUAAAGCUGUACCGUCCAACAAAGUUUGCGGCUUGUAUGAGGUUGAAAAAGAAAAGAGCGAGCAGUGAGAAUCAUCGACAGCAUUCUAGCCAAUGUAGUAGCACGUCAGUAUUGUAGCUUUAUUUAUUAUACUCGAAUAAUAAUACCUGGUGCCAGUAUCUAAUAGUUAUUAUUGAUACAUCAUGAAUUGUGUGAUUACUCCUGAUUUUUUAAAUAUUUUAUUAUGGAGAUCGAUAUUAUUAACGUUAUAUAAAGUAUAAUCACACAUAUCUUGUAAGUUUUAAUUCAACUUAUUGUUAAAGCAAUACACUCUACAAUAUGAUAUUAUUAUAACACACAAUGAUUUUUAAUAUAUAAUUCACGUUGUUA